AUGGACGAAAUAGCCAAGGGCAUCGCAGGGAAGGUCUUGGACCAGCUUGGAUCGCUUGUUUAUGAGGAGCUCAGCUCAGCAUGGGGUGUACGAAGUGAUCUAACAAAGCUUGAGUGCACCGUGUCAGCCAUUGAAGCCGUACUCUUAGAUGCUGAGGAGAAGCAAGCAAGUAACCGUGGGCGGAGCCUUUGGCUAGGACAGCUCAAAGACGUUCUUAAGGAAGCGGAGAAUGUGCUGGAUGAAUUUCAAUACCGAGUUCUGCAGAAGGAAGUAGUGAAGAGAUGCAGGAGCACUUGCAAAAAGGUGCGUUAUUUCUUUUCUGGUUCUAACGCACUUGUAUUCCGUUUUGAAAUGGCACAUAAAAUCAAAGGUGUUAGGAAGAGGUUAGAUGAUAUUGCAGCUCUUAAGGAUCUUUUGAAGCAACAAGAUGCAAAUGUCCCUGUAAGUGUAAUUCCUAUAGUUGGGAUUGGAGGUUUGGGGAAGACCACACUUGCCAAGUUGGUUUAUAACGAUGAGGAGGUAGUUAGUCAUUUUCAAUUGAGAAUGUGGGUAUGUGUGUCUGAGGAUUUUAAUGUUACAAGUUUAAUAAAAGAAAUCCUUAAAUCUGCACUUGGUAAAAUUGAUGAGAAUUUGGGCAGGGAACAAUUGCAAAGGCUCUUAAGAGAAACUUUAAAAGAUAAGAAGUUUCUGCUUGUCUUAGAUGAUGUUUGGAAUGAAGAUCCCAUCAAAUGGUUUGAAUUGACAAAUUUGUUAUCUGAGGAUUAUAAUGGAAGUAACAUCAUAGUAACUACACGGAAUAUCUCAGUUGCUACCGCUAUGGGCACUGUUCCCCCACACAAUUUAAAUGGUCUAUCCCCAGAGGAUUGUUUGUCUUUGUUUAAGAAAUUGGCAUUCAAGGAUGGAGAAGAAAAAAUUCAUCCAAACCUUUUAGAAAUUGGAAAUGAUAUUGUCAAAAAAUGUAAAGGGGUUCCAUUGGCAGUGAUGACUUUAGCUAGUCUACUUUAUUUAAAAGUUGAUGAAGGCGAGUGGAAACGUGUGAGAGAUAAUGAGAUAUGGAGGUUGAAACAAAAUGAUGAUGACGUCUUACCUAUAUUGCAGCUCAGUUACAAUCACUUGCCCUUGCACUUGAAGAAAUGCUUUGCCUAUUGCUCUCUUUUCCCAAAGGAUUUUGAAUUUGAUAACCUUCACUUGAUUCAAUUUUGGAUGGCACAUGGACUUCUUCAAUCACCUAACAAUGAAAAUCAAAAGUUGGAAGAUAUUGGUGAGUUGUAUAUCAAGGAGUUAAUGUCAAGAUCUUUGUUUCAAGAUGUUAAUCAAGAUAUAGAAUUAAAUAGUCCCUUUUAUUAUACCUUUAAAAUGCAUGAUCUUGUCCAUGAUCUUGCACUCUCAAUUGCCAAAAGAGAGUGUUCGGUAGUGACCAAGGAGUCCACCCUUGCUACAGAAGUUUGUCAUCUGUCAAUUUCGGAGAAUAGCCAAGAAGUUACAACACAAUUAGAGAAGUUGAGCAAAGCUCAGACUAUUAUUUUCCAAACAGAGCAAUCCAUGUCCUUACUUGAAACAUGCAUAUCAAGAUUUAAGUACUUGCGGGUGCUUGAUUUGAAAAAUUCAUCCUUUGAGGUGUUGCCAAGUUCUACCGGAAGUUUGAAACAUUUGAGAUAUCUCGACCUAUCAGGUAAUGACAUAAUCAAGAAACUUCCAGAUUCCAUUUGCAAGUUGCACAGUUUGCAAACUUUACUGCUUGAUGGUUGCUUCAGUCUUGAACGGUUGCCCAAAGGUAUAAGGGACAUAAUCAGCCUCAGGUUUUUGGUUGUUACAACAAAGCAUACCUGCUUGUCGGAGAAGGCAGUGGGUUGCUUGGAUUCUCUUAGGUAUUUGUUGAUAGGUGGAUGUGAGAAUCUAAAAUGUGUGUUUGAAGGGAUGGAGGGCACCUCACCAAUCUUCGAACAUUGGUUGUUGCACAAUGUCCAAGUUUGACCUCUUUAUCACUCAGUAUCAAACACCUAACUGCCCUAAAGAACCUACAAAUUGUGGAUUGUGAAGAGCUUAAUUUGAUGGAGAUGGAGGGAGAAGACAAUCAAUAUCUCAAGUUGAGCCUACAGAAUUUGAUAAUUUCGAGUUUACCUAAGUUGGAGGUUUUUCCCCAACAGCUCCAAGGAUCUGCAAACACUUUACGGCAGCUAUUGAUUCAAGAAUGUGAAAAUUUAAUUGCUUUGCCGAAGUGGCUGCCACGUCUGAAAUCGCUUCAGACACUUAUGAUUGACAAUUGCCCUAAGUUGUCAUCUCUAUCGGAGGUGAGGAAAGGUCCUACUUCACUAAGAAAAUUCAUAAUUACACGUUUAUCUAAGUUGGAGGUUUUGCCCCAAUGGCUCCAAGGAUCUGCAAACACUUUACAGCUGCUAGGGAUUGGACAUUGUGAAAAUUUGAAGGCUUUGCCGGAGUGGCUGCCAUGUCUGAAAUCACUUCACACACUUCGGAUUGUCGAAUGCCCUAAGUUGUCAUCUCUACCGGAGGGGAUGGAAGCUCUCACUACACUAAGACUAUUGAAGAUCAGAGGUUGUCCUAAUUUGAGUAGAAAAUGCAGAGAAGAAGAUUCGCACAAGAUUGCUCAUGUACAACAGAUUUAUCUCGAAGGGACCUGGUUCACAAAAGAGAUGAAGAUGGCAUCAGCGAGUACUUCCUAGAAGAAGAAGAGAAGGGAGAUGAGGAGUUCAACAUAAGUGACAUCCAAUAGAAUUUGAACAUUGCUCAAUUCAAAGUCACAAGUUCC
Messenger RNA from Quercus lobata, 2767 nucleotides. RefSeq names its product putative disease resistance protein RGA3. Bases 1 to 1974 code for a protein of 657 amino acids. Gene Ontology annotation, molecular function: protein binding; ADP binding. Lineage: Eukaryota; Viridiplantae; Streptophyta; Magnoliopsida; Fagales; Fagaceae. The transcript is spliced from 3 exons. The record is from RefSeq and is a predicted model, not a curated record.